Molecule: messenger RNA, 1080 nt
Organism: Gossypium raimondii (Peruvian cotton)
Lineage: Eukaryota; Viridiplantae; Streptophyta; Magnoliopsida; Malvales; Malvaceae
Product: SPX domain-containing protein 1
Exons: 3
Coding region: 138-929 (263 amino acids)
Biological process (GO): cellular response to phosphate starvation
Source: RefSeq, a predicted model, not a curated record
CACUUCCCUCCGAAUAUUCUUCAUUUUCAGUUAUAUUUACCCUUCUUCUCCCUCCCCCACCCCCUUCCUCCCGUUAUCAGUCUCACCCCCGUUCCGUUCUCUCAUUUUUCUCACUUACCGAGCACAGAGUUUUUGCCAUGAAAUUCGGGAAGAGCCUCAGUAGCCAGAUCGAGGAGACGUUGCCUGAAUGGCGGGACAAGUUCCUUUCAUAUAAGGAGCUUAAGAAGAAAGUUAAGCUCAUUCAACGUAACUCCGGUGAGAGACCGAAUAAACGGCUUAGGCUGGAUCAAAAUUCUGGAGACGUUGUCUAUGCUGGAGAUAAUGUCGGCGACGGAGACGGUAUGUCGAGAGAGGAGACCGAUUUUCUUAAUCUGUUGGAAGAUGAACUCGAGAAAUUCAACACGUUUUUCGUUGAGAAAGAGGAAGAAUACAUCAUUAGAUUGAAGGACUUACAAGACAACGUGGCAAAAGCAAAGGAUUCUGAUGAAAAGAUGAUAAAGAUAAGGAAGGAUAUAGUGGACUUCCAUGGCGAGAUGGUUUUAUUAGAAAAUUAUAGCGCCCUUAAUUACACAGGAUUGGUGAAAAUACUCAAGAAGUACGACAAAAGAACCGGUGCAUUGAUCCGCUCGCCUUUCAUUCAAAGGGUGUUGCAACAACCCUUCUACGCCACGGACUUGCUUUACAAGCUGGUGAAAGAGUGCGAGGCGAUGCUGGAACACGUCUUCCCCAAGAAAGAAAAACCGGAUUCAGUUGAAGCAAAGAAUGUGGAGAGCUUAUACAUGAAAAGCACAAUAUCAGCAUUGCGGGCAUUGAAGGAAAUCCGUAGUGGAAGCUCAACUGUUAGCGUUUUCUCAUUGCCUCCGCUGCAAAGUAACGGAUUGGAGGAGACAUGGAAAAUGAUUCCCGUUCUGGAACAAGCAGCCAAGUAGUUGAAUUUGUGGUUCAAAAUUAUAAUCUUAUAUUUUUGGGUCUUUACUUUUUAACUUCUCUAAAUUUUCACACGCUUUUAUAAUGCAAGUCUUAGAUACAAGUACUAACAAAUGUAAAUCCUAUAUUAAUUGAAGGCACGGUUUGGUAUAA